Molecule: messenger RNA, 1188 nt
Organism: Westerdykella ornata
Lineage: Eukaryota; Fungi; Ascomycota; Dothideomycetes; Pleosporales; Sporormiaceae
Exons: 2
Coding region: 1-1188 (395 amino acids)
Source: RefSeq, a predicted model, not a curated record
AUGGCUAAAGAGACAACAACACCUGAGCCCCGGCGCGCGGGUACCCCGCAACCCAGCAAAUCCACACACUCCCAUAACGAUAACGUCGAUGAAGACUGUGAGGUCGUCACGGUACCUGCGAAUACUCCUGUCACGCCGCAGGGAGAUGCUCUGGAUGCGAAUGACACAGAGAAGACAGUCAAUCCGCAACCCGAUGAUCCCCAUGCUAUAGGCGACGGUACGCAGCCAGCGGUGGGGAGAGACAUCAGUGUGAGGGAGUGUAUGGAUUAUAUGGAUUACAUCGAGCGACUAUCCCACUCCAUCCUCGUCCCGCGCAAAGUGAACCCUCGUGUCAUCCUCUCCCGACACGUCCCCAGCUCCUCCAACCCAGCACCACAAUUCCGUGCAUACGUUCUUGCUGGUGAAGAACGCGCUCGAAAGAACAUCUUCAAAGUGGAGGGCCUUAUAGGAGAGGAUUCUCAGACGAGGGAAGAGGCGUUGAGGAGUUUGAGGGGUCUGGUGGAGGAUAAAGCAGCCGGGGAGAGGUAUGACGAAAGGGAUGAUGGGUACGACCAGGUUGCAGGCGAUGAUGAGGAGGCUGGCGAGGGAGAUGGGCAGGGCAAGGCUAAGGGAAAUGAGAAUGACAAGAAGAGGAAGAGGGGAAAGCAGGAUAAAGGGAAGGAGAAAGCGCAAGAGGAGGUUGGAAGGAAAGAGGCACCCGCGGAUAAGACCAAGGCCAAGACCAAAGUGGGAAAUCAUAGCAAACCUGUGAUUGAGAAGAAGAGAGACGAUGCAGACACCAACGGCGAAAAUGCGAACCGCAACCGCGCGACCCAUAAGCCAAACGCAAAGGCUGCACCGCAGCCACAAGCUAAAUCGCAAAAGGGACCCCAGGCAUCCGGUAAGUCGGUGGUUGCGACUGAAGCCGAGAAAGAGAAAUCCUCCGCCGUCGAUAAGAAUGCAAGCGGCGGGAAACAACAGGGAACGGAAGGCGGUGUUGGUGAUGUGUCCCCGUCUUCUGAAUCCGAUGAAUUGUCUUCGGUCGUGGACGAGGAAGAGGAGGGAGAAGGAGACGGGGAUGAUAAAGAUGAUUAUGACGAAUUUCCGGCCAAGCGGCAGAAGAGCGGCGAAAGUGCUCCUGAGAGUGCGGGAAAUAGGCCGGGAUUGAGGUCUGCGCGAACGAGAGCGCCACAGAAAGCUCGCCGUUGA